Messenger RNA from Phialemonium atrogriseum, 1771 nucleotides. Its product is annotated as tRNA Um(44) 2'-O-methyltransferase. Bases 246 to 1739 code for a protein of 497 amino acids. The record is from RefSeq and is a predicted model, not a curated record. The transcript has a single exon. NCBI's taxonomy places the organism in Eukaryota, Fungi, Ascomycota, Sordariomycetes, Cephalothecales, Cephalothecaceae. Gene Ontology annotation, molecular function: tRNA (uridine) methyltransferase activity. Gene Ontology annotation, biological process: tRNA methylation.
AUUGAGAGGAUAUGGGCAACGAAUGAUCUAGGCGAAGCCAGCGGCGUUGAUGAAUUUGUGUUCAGGGAAGGGGAGUUGAAGAACAAGCAAGGCCAGAAGAUCACGUGGGGCGAUAAGUGAGCCCAACAGUACGGGGUAUAGUCGGGAAAAAACCGAAAGAGAAAAAAAAGCCGGCGCAGUUGCCAACCACCCGUCUGCAAUAUCCAAACCGGUGUGCCACUCCGAUCCGCUAUCAGAAGCAUACCAUGGGAUUCACAGCCAAUGAAUAUGAUCAGGGCGCUGAUCCGCUCAUCGUCGAGAAAGCGGAUAAUCCCAGCACUCGGUGGUCUCCGCUCCUUUGGCAUGCUUGCAGCUUCGAUCCAACGAUUUUCCUGGACGUGAUGUUGAAUCUUGUCAGAAACCCUAAUAUCAACACCUCUUGGCUAUCCCGAGCCGACAUACUUCAUGAUGAGCAAGGCGAUCAAUGUUUUGGACCACAACAGCCUCAGGGUGACGACCUACCUCGAAUGCCAGUGUUUGACAGCUUUGAAUGCAAAAGAUACCUGAUUCGAAAACUCGUUCCCAGGAAUGCCUCGAGAGAUGACCCGCUGGAUCAGACUUGCCUGAUAUACCAGAGCUCCUUGGCUGAUGGCGAGGAAAAAACCCUCGUCGUGUAUCUUCCUCAUGUUUCUUCGGAGGAGGACAUACCGUUUUACCACCCAAAAGUCCGAGGCAUAGCCUUUCUUCACGAUUGGAAAGCAGUAAACUCGCAGGGGUCCAUAUCAAUCUCUUACCUCUUCUUUCCCGGCUCAGCCCUAUCCACAAGAUUGAACAGGACCGCUCUCGGCUUGCUCUCUGUCGUUUCAAGGCAUGGCCAUGGUCGCCAACUAGGCUAUGUGAAGAGGGUCCAGCAUGACGUUCUAGUCCCACGGGUCCCCUUCCAGGACAGAUAUGCAGCGCUGAAGCAAAAAUACGCCAGGCCUCUCAUCGCCGGCUGGGCGGAGAGUACAGACCCUCGGAAACACGUGUUCGAGGAUCUCGGCAUUGCUGCGUUCCUGAUUGAGCUCUGGGCCGAGAUGUACGCCGACUCCCCGUUCCCAGGUUUCGUCGACAUUGGGUGCGGGAACGGGCUUCUCGUCUAUAUCCUCAACCAGGAGGGUUAUCUCGGCUGGGGCUUCGAUGCCAGGGCCCGAAAGUCGUGGCAGUCAUACAACACUCAGGUACACAUCUCUGCCGACCCCCAAGACUCGUUAAAGCAGCUUGUCCUUGUUCCUUCCGUUGUCCAACCCGAGGCGUCCUCGAGCCCAAGUGCUUCGCCCGAUGCCAGGGAGGCUAUUAUUCAUGACGGCCUUUUUGCGGAAGGAACUUUCAUAAUCUCGAACCACGCCGACGAACUGACACCCUGGACUCCUGUUCUGGCGGCGAUUUCCCAAUGCCCCUUUGUCAUGAUACCGUGCUGCAGCCACAACCUUACCGGCUCGAAAUUUCGAGCCCCUCCGCCAAAAGACGCGACCAAGUCCAUAUCGACAUAUUCAUCUCUCGUGUCGUGGGUAACCGGUCUAGCGAACGAUUGCGGCUGGGAGAUCGAGACGGAGAUGUUGCGAAUACCUAGUACCCGAAACACAGCAUUGGUCGGUCGGAAGAGGAGCGCAGCUUCCUCGUCACUUGACUCAACACAAAUCGUUCAGAAGUAUGGAGGAACUGGAGGCUAUCUCGCCAACGCCAUGAAACUCGCCAAGACUGCUCCGAGAGGGCAUUGAUAGAGAAUCCUGACUGUUCUUUAUGAAUACAU